UGGAACGCACAUAUAAUAUAUUUACAUAGCUAGCUAUUGUAACCGACGUAUAUAUAUAUAUUUCGCGAUCAUUUGAAGAAAAACAAAUCCGAACAAAAUGGAUAAAUUCCGUAUGAUGUUCCAGUUUUUGCAGUCUAACCAGGAAUCUUUUAUGAAUGGCAUCUGUGGGAUUAUGGCACUGGCCAGUGCGCAAUUAUACACAGCUUUUGAGUUUAACUGCCCCUGUUUACCAGAGUACAACUAUGCGUACGGGAUUGGGAUUCUCCUUCUUCCGCCAAUCAUACUUUUUCUAAUUGGAUUUGUGUUGAACAAUAACGUGUCCAUGCUGGCGGAGGAGUGGAAGCGGCCGACGGGGCAGCGGAGAAAAGAUCCAGCGGUGCUGCGCUACAUGUUCUGUUCCAUGACUCAGCGCUCCUUAAUCGCUCCGGCUGUGUGGAUAUCUGUGACUCUGAUGGACGGGAAGAGUUUCCUCUGUGCUUUUAGCAUCAAUUUGGAGUUAGAAAAAUUCGGAAACGUCAGCGACCACGGGCUCUCCGAAUACGAGCUCCAAAGAUUACUAGCCAAAAUCCCCUGUAAGGAGAUAUUUAACGGAGGCGCAGUGAUUUCCCGCGAAGCAGCGGAGAGGUAUCUUCGCUGUAUUUCACAGGCUUUCGGCUGGAUCUUUUUGCUGAUGAUCACCUUACUGGCUUUCAUGGUGAGGGCAAUUCGACCCUGUUUCACCCAGGCUGCCUUCCUGAAGACCAAGUACUGGUCUCACUACAUUGACAUUGAGCGCAAAAUGUUUGACGAGACCUGCACGGAGCACGCCAAGAGCUUCGCCAAAGUGUGCAUCCAGCAGUACUUUGAGAGCAUAAGCGGCGAGAUGCGCCAGUUCCAUGGCCACAACUGUAAAUACGACGACGAGGACAACGGCAACGACGAUAAAAACGAAAGCGAACAGGACAAACUCCUGGGCAUCAGAGCCCAGGAUGAGAUGAACAAAGUGCUGAGGAACUGGCACACCUGCAAGCCUCCUCUCAACCUGAAAAAAGAAUGCCAGAACGGAAAUGCCAACGGCCACGCGGAGUUGAACCACACAAAUGAACCCUUCCCGCCAAAGAAAGAAUGGGUGACUUACUACAGCAAGGUGUGAAUGUGCCCAGGGCAGGUCCAGUACAGUAUAGACUAGGCACAGGUAUAGGCCCAGAUGCAGAAAGCCCCUUUACUGGGAGGAUUUCAGCAUGGCAGGUCUUGGCACUGCGUCUUAGAUGCCAGAUGUCAUUUGUCCUCUGUGUCCCAGCACAGCAGACAGACAAAGAAUAAAUGUGGUUGUUUCCAGUGCAAACACUGACUGCUUUGUAGAUCUGAAAGCCACCAAUAAUUGAAAAACAGCUUCCCGUGGAUGACAAGGACGCAUUAUCAUGGCAAUAAUAUAAUAAUACAACACUGAACCAAAAGAUACAAAACUGAAUAAGACAUGAUACACAAGUAGGUUACCAUUUUCACUAUAUACUGUAUAUAAUAAUUCUCGCCAAGGAAGAAAUACGGUUCACUCUCCAUUACUUUCUUAAGAAAUUACAGACAUUGAAGGUCAAGAAAAGUAAUUGGGAAACAUCGCUAGUCCUAUGGACUGAAUUUAUAGAGGAAAAUAUGUAUGUAUGUAUAAACUAGGGACAAAAAUAGUGUUAAGAUGUCUUUAAUAUUUAAAUGUAUUUGUAGAGGUUGGGGCUGAUGAAUUGUCUUUUACAUUGUAUUCUGAUGCUCUUUAAUACCAGGACUGAGACUGCAAGUAUAGGAAACCAUACAUAAUCAUUAAUGUCCUCCACUCACUUCUAUAGAUAUACAGGUAUACCCAUGAGCCUAACUGCCUUAUAAUCCUUCUUAGCCACCUUUAUAGUUAUUCUUAAGAUACUUUUUUAAAAUCAUACUAUUAUUAUUGGUUUUCAGUUUCCAUGAUUUUGUAUUUAUAGAUUAUAUCUGAGAAUUGUUAUUAUAUUACAUUAUAUUAUGCAAUGCAAUAGAAAUGUAGAAAAUGGUCACACCUUUUCUCUAUUCUAGACCAUAUGUUUCAGAUCUUAAACCAACAAAGGCAGUAAACACGAGAAUCCAAUAGAGAACUCAUUUGAGAAACUGCAUGUCGAACACUACUGACAGUGUGCUGUACAUACUGUAUACUGAGAAGCAUUUGCCCUUUAAUGCCUCUCAGUAUAUUAAGAAUAAAUACAUGUUUUAAUUUAAUUGUUUUCUUAAUAUCUGUCCCUCUCUAACGUCAAUGCUACACUUCAGUUCUUUUCUUUAUGAGAAUGUACUACAGGAUGGGGUUUAAAACUAAGAGCCCAGGUCCCAGUCUUCUCAUGUUCUAUUGUAUAAAAAGAUGGUAUGUGCCAAGAGUUUCUGGAGGUGAUGGGGAAUAUCCUAUUAGGAUCUGCAUUCUCUAUAGGAAAAGAGUCACCCAAAGAUGUUCAUUUUUAAGUAAGCUGUUGCAUUUUCCACGAAGAACCAUGAAGAACAGUUUAGUAUUCCUUAUUAGACAUUUUGGUAAGAUUUUGUUUUGCAUCUCGGGCAUGUAUAUUUCUUAAUUUAUGUAAUUUAUUUGUUGUGAUAUGAAAGUCAGACAGUCCUCUUCCAAAAUCAUUUGUAUGGAAAAUCUUUGUUUCAGAAAAGCUUUAUAGAUGAAAGAAAAUCUUCUAGUGCCUUGUUUUUCAGUGUGCAGGUUUCAUGUGAUAGAAAACAUAAGGUAUGCAACGUGUACCUUUGACAUUUUUAAGUUUUAAUGAAGGAAUAAUUAAGUGAUACAGUAUGUUUUGCAUGUAAUAAAUAUUUUAUUAGUACUUUUCAAAGUGCUUUCUAUUUGGAAAAUGCAACCUCUCCCUACCUAGUGAUAAUGUUAAGACAGCGUUUAUGUUACAAAACACAAUUAUUUAAUAAAAUAAAAAAUAACAACACUACAGAAAGAUCUGAUCUAUUUUACUACUCCGUUGGGCCCCUGAGCAAGGCUCUUAACUCCAGCUGCUCCAGGGGCCGCUGUACAAUGGCUGACCCUGC
This is a messenger RNA of Lepisosteus oculatus (spotted gar), 3024 nucleotides long. It is a transcript of the gene calhm1b, whose product is annotated as calcium homeostasis modulator 1b. The record is from RefSeq and is a predicted model, not a curated record. Gene Ontology annotation, molecular function: monoatomic cation channel activity. Gene Ontology annotation, cellular component: plasma membrane. NCBI's taxonomy places the organism in Eukaryota, Metazoa, Chordata, Actinopteri, Semionotiformes, Lepisosteidae.